AUGGCUAUGAUCAAGAACACAAAAGGUUACAUGGAUGCAGAACUUGCAAAAAAAUCAGAUUUCAAGGCCAAGAUUCUAAAAAAUGGAGCCACUAUAAAGUCUGAGAGCAGCCAAGAAGAAAACAAGAAAACAUUAAAGAAAGAAAUCACAGAUUCUGAUGAAUCCUUGACAUCAAGGCACAAACCAGAGUCAAAAAGCAAAGCAAAAGGCACUGAGUUGGAGAAAGGCAAGAUAGGAAUGGAGGUCAAGGAAAAGGAGAGUGACACCAGGAUACUAAAAGAGGAAGACCAAGUAAAGGUGAGUGACAUGGGAAUACCACAAGAACAGGAGGCCCAAGUAGAGAUGAAUGAUACUGGAAUACCACAAGAACAGGAUGACCAAGUAAAGAAGAGUGAGUCUGGAAUACCACAGGGACAGGGAUCCCAAGUAAAGAAGAGUGAGUCUGGAAUAAAACAAGGACAGGAAUCUCAAGUAAAGAGUGACACCAGAAUACCAGAAGGACAGGAGUCCCAGGUAGAGAAUAGUGAAGCUGGAAUACCACAAAGACAGGAGUCCUCAGUAGAGAAUAAUGAAGCUGGAAUACCACAAGGACAGGAGUCCCAGGUAGAGAAUAGUGAAGCUGGAAUACUACAAGGACAGGAGUCCCAAGUAGAGAAUAGUGAAGCUGGAAUACCACAAGGACAGAAGUCCCAAGUAGAGAAUAGUGAAGCUGGAAUACCCCAAGGACAGAAGUCCCCAGUAGACAAUAGUGAGUCUGGAAUACCACAAGUUCAGGGGCCUCGAGUAAAGAGAGAGAGCUCUGAGGAUCAAGGAAAGCAGGGAGAUGCAAGGAAGAAGACAGAUACAGAAGAAAAUGAUGCUAUGAAGAAAAGUGAUGAAGGAAAGCACAAAGUUAAAGGAAAGAAAGAAUCAGAACUUAAGAGAAAAAAAAAAGUUCAGUAAGAAGCAAAGACAAGUAAGGGAAGAAAGUACAACAAAAAGAUGGAAAGAGUAAGGGCAAAUAAAAUGAAAGCUCAUAAGUCAACUGAUUAUUAUGAUUCCCAUCCUCCAGAUGCAAGUCACAACCCAGUUAUUGCUUAA
Molecule: messenger RNA, 1080 nt
Organism: Mirounga angustirostris (Northern elephant seal)
Lineage: Eukaryota; Metazoa; Chordata; Mammalia; Carnivora; Phocidae
Gene: TSBP1
Product: testis expressed basic protein 1
Exons: 2
Source: RefSeq, a predicted model, not a curated record